Cuscuta epithymum is the source of this 6202-nucleotide messenger RNA. The record is from the annotation of a GenBank genome assembly. NCBI's taxonomy places the organism in Eukaryota, Viridiplantae, Streptophyta, Magnoliopsida, Solanales, Convolvulaceae.
GGGCGCCCAACGGCUGAUGCGUGAGGACGUGGACGGGGUGGGCCUGGAAAUAGUGCCCCAGCUUCUUCACUGAUAGCCGUUAUAUUUACUUGUGUUUAACAUAAGUAUUUAUAAGUAUUUGUUGAAGAAAAGAAGAGAAUUCGGGCAAAUACCUCCAGAAUGAGAGCUAGAUCAUAAAACAUUGCGAUGAACGACUUUUUGGACCAAGAGAAUGACGUUCUGCCCAUAAUUUGAGUAUAACGUAUUCUAUAGAACUCGAAAUCACUCGAUUCGAGUUUCAUGUGAAUGCUAACUCAAUAAGGUACAAAUGUUAUGAAGACGUCAUGGCCAACAUAUGAAAGGAGCAAGACUCAAUCAACCAACAAAGUCAGAUGUUGCUGGUGGGAUUUCAGGAUGCAUACCUCUCAGUGUUUUAUCCAUAUCUCUUGAUUGGCUGAAUAAAAUCAUGUCAUUCAAGUUUUGUUGGAUAGAAGACUUCAUUAUCUACAACUUUGGUGAAGGAAUCAUGUCCAAAUUCGUAGCGGAACAUCCCCAAAAUCCCAGGACAAAACCGGCGCCGGAAUUUGCACCAAACCGGCGCCCGUUUGUUGAUUUUCACAUGUACACAAACCAGUAGCUUACCCGGCGCCGGGUAGGCCUUAUACCCGGCGCCGGGUAUGUCAAAAUUUCAGAUUUCCCUGCGCACAAUGAAGAACCGGCGCCGGGUAGGCUUGAACCCGGCGCCGGGUAGGUCUGAUCCUGCAAAUACAAAAGAACGUGCUGAAAUAUUUUGAUGGAAAAAACUCACCUUCCUCAUGAGCUAAUCAAAUAUAUCUUCCAUGCUUGAUUGUUGGGCUCGAAUAGACUAAAAGAUGUCAAUCUUUAGCCUAUAUAAAGCCCCCAAUUCAUCAAACAAGAUCAUGAAUCCAUCCUUGAAGCUUAAAUUUCAGUUUUUAUAUUUUAUUUUUGCAUUCUCUUGAAGUGUUGGAGAAGAAGCCAUUUCUCUCCUCUACAAUUGGUUCUAGAAAAAACUUGCAAACACAUUCGAAGGGAGAAAAAAGCUACAAAGAUGUUGCCAACUUUGAAUGAGAGGAAGAGACCCGUGGUGGCCGCUACGCCAUCUUGCAUCACCUUGAGCGAGGAAGCAAGAGACUAUGAGCUAAGGCAAAGCUACUUCAACGCUAUGCCUCAGUUUCAUGGUUUGCUUGGGGAAAAUCCACUCAACUUCAUCACGGAGUUCUACGGAUUCAUUCAAGGAAUCCCUAGAAAUGGCUUGGCGGAGGAUCAACUCAAGCUCAAAUGCUUCCCCUAUACUCUCAAAGGGGCGGCAAGAGGAUGGUUCCUAGAGCAAGCUCCGGCAAGCUACACAACAUGGGAAGGUAUAUACAAUGCCUUCAUGUCUAAGUACUACACGGCCACCAUGACUCAAGAGCUUAGACAACGCAUUUUCAAUUUCAAACAACAAAAUGGUGAGCUCUUUCAAGACGCAUGGCGGCGUUUCAAAUCAUUGCUAAGGGAAUGCCCACAUCACCGCAUUCCCCUAGACCUUCAAAUUGACACGUUCUACAAUGGUUUGAAUGCACCUUGUCAAGCCAUUGUGGACAACCGAGCCGAGGGCUACAUUGGAAAUAAAAAUGAAACUGAGGCACUCCGAAUCAUUGAAUCUAUUGCCUCAAAUCCUCAACUUCAAGGAGGCGAUUACAAGGUGGUCGGGAUGAAUGAAAUCUCUAUCACAACCGAGAUUAACAAAAGGCUUGAACAAAUGGAAUCAAAAAUUGAGCAAAAAUUCCAAACGGCCCUUCAAGCCGUAUUGGGAGGAGUCAAGCAAAUAGCUAAUGUGGAGAGCAUUCAAAGUCCGGAAGGCAAUUUAUCUCAACAUCUUGAAGAGGUAAAUUUCAUGAACUCUUAUGGGAACCGGGGAAACAAUAAUCCUUCUAAUCAACAAAGGUGGAACCAAGGGAGCAAUUGGAAGCCACAACCCCAAUCCGGAGCACCUAAUUUUGGGCCGUCCAAGGAAACCACCAUGGAGGAUAUGAUGCAAUUCAUAUCCAAGAGCAUGGAAAGCAUGAAGGCUCAAAAUGAAGAGAACCAUAGUAGAGUGGAGGCAUCCAUUGGGAAUCUCCACUCUCAAUUCAACAAGUUGGAUCUUCGCUUUGAAGAUCAAAAUAUAAAGCUCAACCAACGCAUCGACACCAUUGAGCAAUAUACCAAGGCGUCCAUCCGAAAUCUUGAAGUUCAAUUGGGACAACUCGCCCAAAAAGUGAGUUCUAGAGAGCAAGGUAAAUUCCAUACAACUACGGAGGUAAACCCGAGGGAGAGCGUCAUGGCCAUUACCACAAGAAGCGGGAGGGAAACGGAGGAUCCCAAGAUGCCGGAGAGAAGAAAGACACUGGAGGAACAAGAAGAGGUUUCACAUACACCGUUGCAACCUAUUAUGCCUAAAUAUGUUCCUCCCAUCCCCUAUCCACAAAAGUUGAAGAAGAAAGGAGAUGAGAAGAAACACAAGAAAAUUCUUGAUAUUUUCAAGAAAUUGAGCAUCAACAUACCUUUUGCGGAGGCCAUUGCGGAGAUUCCAUCGUACGCAAAAUUUCUCAAAGGCAUCAUCUCCAACAAAAAGAAGUUAGAGGAAUUCGCAACCGUGGCACUAACGGAGGAAUGUAGUGCCAUUAUUCAAAACAAACUUCCUCCAAAACUAAAAGACCCCGGAAGCUUCACUAUUCCAUGCUCUAUCGGAAAAGUCGGGGAGGUAAAGUCUCUUUGUGACCUUGGCGCUAGCAUAAAUCUCAUGCCCCACUCCCUAUUUAAAAAGCUAAGUGUGGGGGAACUCCAACCAACAACGGUUGCUUUGCAAUUAGCGGAUAGAACAAUCCGCUAUCCGAUAGGCAUCAUGGAGGACGUCCUUGUCAAAGUAGGAAAAUUCUACUUUCCGGUAGAUUUUCUUGUUUUAGACAUGGAAGAGAUGGAGGUUCCCGUCAUCCUUGGGAGAUCAUUUUUGGCCACUUCCGCAGCCGUCAUUGAUGUGCAAGCAGGCACUGUAAAGCUAAGAGUGGGAGGAGACGAUGAAACAUUCAAUGUAUGGAAAACACAAUCCAUACCAACUCAAAACAUGGAGGUCAACACAAAUCCUUCCAUCCCUCCAACACACCACGGGAAUGAAAAGAAUGGACGGACAAUUCCAUGGCCUCCCCACGAUCUCAAAAAGGUAACAUUGGUCAAACGUCUUCAAGAGCCCAAUUACACGUGAGAGGUACGUUGCGUCCGGCCUAUGACGUUAAACUAAGCGCUAAUUGGGAGGCAACCCAACAAAUUCAAUUAUAAAUAAAUAUGUUUAGUUAAAUACAUAUUCAUAUUUAUUUAUAAUUGAAACCCAAAAAAAAACAAAAAAAAACAAAAAAAAAGCAAAAAAACAAAAAAAAAACAAAAAAAAGCAUCAUCUAAACUCAUGUAUUGUGCAUCUCCUACUCUCACAAGACGGCCCAUUCCGCUAUUGAAUAUUUCAUCCUCCAUUGCAUCCGCCAAUGUACAUUGAGGACAAUGUAACUCAAGUGUGGGGGUGUAUCUCAUGGUUAGUUAAACAAAUUUUGUGUGCAAAAUAUUUUUUUUAGGAAGGUAAAAGUUCUGAUAAUUCUCUUUUUAACGGGUAUUUGGUUGAGAAAGUUUUUUUUUAAUUACUUACAAAAACCUAUCAUUUUUUUAGACUACUCUUUACUCUUGAAAACUACUCCAAAAAAAUAAACCUUGUGACUAGAAAAAAUCUCCUUCCUUCAUUCCCAAAAAUGGUCAAAUACUACAUUCAAGCACCAUUUUGGAACACAAAACCCACUCUCACACCUCAUCAAAUAAAUUGGCACCAUCAAAUGACUUUCAGUAAAUACUAGUUGAAGACCUUUUCAAAUGAGUUUAAAAAAAAAAGAAAAAAAAAACUCAUGGUCUCAUCUAGGAAGUUCAAUUGAUUCAUACAACUUAAAAGUCAAAAACACCAAAAAGCCAUCCCACUCACCCAAAAAAACCAUAGUCACAAAUCAUUCCUUUAUUUUCAAGAGUAUUAGUAGUUUUCUAAAUCUAAAUGAUACUUUUUGUGUUUAAUUGAAAAAAAUGGUUUUUGGACCGAGAAUGAGAAAAGAGUUUAUAUGUCAUUUUUACCUCUCUUAAAAUAAAAUUAUUUUUGUGCAUAUAUUUUUGUUGAAACUAACCAAGGCAUCCAAGGUGAAGAAAUUGCUCGAGGACGAGCAAUGCUCAAGUGUGGGGGGAUUUGAUAGCCGUUAUAUUUACUUGUGUUUAACAUAAGUAUUUAUAAGUAUUUGUUGAAGAAAAGAAGAGAAUUCGGGCAAAUACCUCCAGAAUGAGAGCUAGAUCAUAAAACAUUGCGAUGAACGACUUUUUGGACCAAGAGAAUGACGUUCUGCCCAUAAUUUGAGUAUAACGUAUUCUAUAGAACUCGAAAUCACUCGAUUCGAGUUUCAUGUGAAUGCUAACUCAAUAAGGUACAAAUGUUAUGAAGACGUCAUGGCCAACAUAUGAAAGGAGCAAGACUCAAUCAACCAACAAAGUCAGAUGUUGCUGGUGGGAUUUCAGGAUGCAUACCUCUCAGUGUUUUAUCCAUAUCUCUUGAUUGGCUGAAUAAAAUCAUGUCAUUCAAGUUUUGUUGGAUAGAAGACUUCAUUAUCUACAACUUUGGUGAAGGAAUCAUGUCCAAAUUCGUAGCGGAACAUCCCCAAAAUCCCAGGACAAAACCGGCGCCGGAAUUUGCACCAAACCGGCGCCCGUUUGUUGAUUUUCACAUGUACACAAACCAGUAGCUUACCCGGCGCCGGGUAGGCCUUAUACCCGGCGCCGGGUAUGUCAAAAUUUCAGAUUUCCCUGCGCACAAUGAAGAACCGGCGCCGGGUAGGCUUGAACCCGGCGCCGGGUAGGUCUGAUCCUGCAAAUACAAAAGAACGUGCUGAAAUAUUUUGAUGGAAAAAACUCACCUUCCUCAUGAGCUAAUCAAAUAUAUCUUCCAUGCUUGAUUGUUGGGCUCGAAUAGACUAAAAGAUGUCAAUCUUUAGCCUAUAUAAAGCCCCCAAUUCAUCAAACAAGAUCAUGAAUCCAUCCUUGAAGCUUAAAUUUCAGUUUUUAUAUUUUAUUUUUGCAUUCUCUUGAAGUGUUGGAGAAGAAGCCAUUUCUCUCCUCUACAAUUGGUUCUAGGACCUAAACUCAAGGAACCUGAUUGGAGCCGGUGAACGGAGAGGUGGGCUAUAUUAUUUCCGGGGAAUUCCUGCACUGAAUUCUGUUCACGCAUCAGGACUUUCAUAUUUCGAGCUAUGGCACCGACGUCUUGGUCAUCCCUCAGAUAGGGUCAUCAGAUUAUUACCUCAUUUUGUUACUAGUUCCACUGUCAAAAAGUUAAAUAAAGCCUGCGAGGACGAUGUACCUAUUCAUUUAUGGGGGGAGUGCGUUCUCACGGCUGUGCAUGUUAUUAAUCUCACUCCUUCCGGCUUACUGGGAGGUAAGACCCCGUAUGAAGUCCUUACCGGCCAGAUUCCGGAUUUUUCCCACUUGAGGGUUUUUGGAUGUUUGAGUUUUGCAUUUAACUUGAAAUCUCGAGGUGAUAAAUUUGCGCCGCGGAGUAGGCGUUGUGUUUUUAUUGGAUAUCCUUCUGGCAAGAAAGGUUGGAAAUUAUAUGAUUUGGCUACCGAUGAUAUUUUUGUUUCUCGCGAUGUGAAAUUUCACGAGGAUCGCUUCCCUUUUUCUGAGCAACGGAACGUGGCAUCACCUCCCGACUCCGCACAUCAAGACGGCGGGGUGGUUAUUUUUGAUGAUCCAGUAGAGCCCGUCUCCCAUGAGGUUGCUGCGUACGUACCUCCUACAGAUACCACCUCUGCCACUUCCCAUGCAGACACACAGGUUGUACCCCUUGGACGUGGUAUGCGCGAAAAACGCUCAUCUGUUCUCUUACGGGAUUUUUUCACUCAUCACGUGCAAACACAUAGCCCAUCUACUCUGGCAUCAUCUUCUUUCAGUUCCUCAGGACAGGAACCACGUUCUUUUCGGGAGGCCAUGAAGGAUCCCGGCAUGCUAUGGCCGACGAGGUUCGUGCUCUUGAGACCAACUGUACAUGGGAUGUAAUCCCCUUGCCUCCUGGGAAGAAAGCACUUGGUAGUAAAUGGGUUUACAAAAUCAAGUAUAAUUCUGAUGGCAUGGUAGAACGGCUCAAAGCGCGGCUGGUUGUCCCCAUGCUCCA